Saccoglossus kowalevskii is the source of this 622-nucleotide messenger RNA. It is a transcript of the gene NDUFB1, whose product is annotated as NADH dehydrogenase [ubiquinone] 1 beta subcomplex subunit 1. Lineage: Eukaryota; Metazoa; Hemichordata; Enteropneusta; Harrimaniidae. The record is from RefSeq and is marked validated. Gene Ontology annotation, cellular component: respiratory chain complex I; mitochondrion.
CGCUGAAACGUUCUGGUCGGCCAUCUUUCUAUCAGAGAAAGAAGCUGAGGGUGUAAGUUUUGUUGUCCUGGUUAUUCGCACGAAAGUGUUUGAGCGGAGCUGUUAACACCCAAAUUAUAAGGCAUUUGUCCAACGGAAAAUACACCUGCGGAUAAGGUGUUACAGUCAUGGUUUUGCAGUUAAUUGGAAGAUGGUGGUGGGUGACAGUCACACCAGCCUUCAUAGCACUUGGGUAUUACCUAGACAAGCGGUCAGACAACAACUACAGCCGAUUCAAGAACAAAUCAGUCCUGUAUAGAAGAGAGCUGCAGCCUGGUGAAAAAGAUCCAUGGACAUAAACACUGUAAUUUCAUUCACUUAUGAAAGCCUGUGUGAUGUUUUAGAAACAAGCAUGCUACUUUGGAAGAUUGAAGAAUUUCUACACUUGUAGACUGAAAAUGUUGAUGUACAGUACUCUAGCGGAAAUUGAAAAACAUGUAGAAGACUUGUUUUCAGAAUUAUUUUACUUUAUUUUGUGUUCACACUGUAAUCAGCAUAACAUAAUUAAAGCUUAGUUAUUUACAGAAAAAUAUACAGUCUUAAUUGGUGUUCUGCUUCAAUUAAAGUAAAUAUACAUAGUAAA